Colius striatus (speckled mousebird) is the source of this 1381-nucleotide messenger RNA. It is a transcript of the gene TRA2B, whose product is annotated as transformer 2 beta homolog. Gene Ontology annotation, molecular function: RNA binding. Gene Ontology annotation, cellular component: spliceosomal complex. The coding region runs from base 76 to 945 and encodes 289 amino acids. Gene Ontology annotation, biological process: positive regulation of mRNA splicing, via spliceosome. The record is from RefSeq and is a predicted model, not a curated record. The transcript is spliced from 9 exons. Lineage: Eukaryota; Metazoa; Chordata; Aves; Coliiformes; Coliidae.
UUCCCCUGCGGAGAGCGCCGGCGCCGGGGACGGUCGGGUCGGGUCGGUGGCGGCGAGGAGCGGCGAGGCGGGACGAUGAGCGACAGCGGGGAGCAGAACUACGGCGAGCGGGAAUCCCGUUCUGCUUCCAGAAGCGGAAGUGCUCAUGGGUCUGGCAAGUCGGGGAGGCACACCCCUGCAAGAUCUCGGUCUAAGGAGGAUUCCAGGCGUUCCAGGUCAAAAUCUAGAUCCAGGUCUGAAUCCAGAUCUAGAUCAAGGAGGAGUUCCCGCAGACACUACACAAGGUCUCGCUCUCGUUCCCGCUCUCACAGGAGGUCCAGAAGCAGGUCCUACAGCCGGGACUAUCGGCGGCGCCACAGCCACAGCCACUCACCCAUGUCUACCCGCAGGCGGCACAUCGGCAACAGGGCAAAUCCUGACCCGAAUUGUUGUCUUGGUGUGUUUGGCUUGAGUCUGUACACCACAGAGAGGGAUCUGAGAGAAGUUUUCUCCAAGUAUGGUCCGAUUGCCGACGUCUCCAUCGUGUACGAUCAGCAGUCGCGGCGGUCCAGAGGAUUUGCCUUUGUGUACUUCGAAAACGUUGAGGAUGCCAAGGAAGCAAAGGAACGUGCCAAUGGGAUGGAGCUGGAUGGAAGGAGGAUCCGGGUAGACUUCUCCAUCACAAAGAGACCCCACACACCUACCCCUGGAAUCUAUAUGGGAAGACCCACAUAUGGCAGCUCACGACGACGAGAUUACUACGACAGAGGCUAUGACAGAGGGUACGAUGACCGUGACUAUUACAGCAGAUCAUACAGAGGAGGCGGCGGCGGAGGAGGAGGAGGCUGGAGAGCUGUUCAAGACAGGGACCAGUUCUACAGGAGGAGGUCGCCGUCCCCGUACUACAGCCGAGGGGGCUACAGGUCUCGGUCCAGAUCUCGGUCCUAUUCACCUCGUCGCUAUUAAAGCAUGACCCCCAUAGAGGAACUUGUAGCUCCAGCCUUUGAGUUGAAAUGGCAAGUUUUGUGGACAAUAUUUUUAUUGUCUGUUGUGUUGAAAGCAGUGAACAGUGCCUAGUGAGCAGGUGACUUUGCCACCUUUGCAGAAGACUACUCGUGUGACGUUCAAUGCUGUUUCAUUCUGCAUAUUUGUGUAGUUUGGUGCUUUGUUUCCAGUUGUGUUUGGAGAGGAGUAUGUUUUGCAUGUAUUUUUUUAGCCUCAAAUUUUAACUCCUGAAAGGGUUUCUAUUGUAAAGACAAACUGUUCAGUUAGGGUUUUUUUUUCUACUGAUUCCAAGGCAUCCUGAAGAUCAAAACCUGUGUAAAAUGCUUUCAAAAAGUGGGAGGGGGAGGAAAAAAAAGAGAUCAAUAAAAAGAAGUUUGUUUUUUCUUUUCCUACUUUG